Messenger RNA from Poecilia reticulata (guppy), 1526 nucleotides. Its product is annotated as natterin-3-like. Lineage: Eukaryota; Metazoa; Chordata; Actinopteri; Cyprinodontiformes; Poeciliidae. The record is from RefSeq and is a predicted model, not a curated record.
AAAGGAUGAAGAGAAACACGUUUAUCAGCAGAAUUAGAAAAACUUUGUUCCCCCGUUUGUCCGUCUGAUCAAAAGACUCCUAAUUUAAUUCAGCUGUCGGCGAAGACGGCCUCCCUGGACAGAAAUGCUGUCAGUUUUGUUGCUGCUGGUUCUGUCUGCAGGCAGCAUCCAGGGCGGCGUGGAGAACCGGCCUCCGGGCGGAACAGUUUCCCCGCUGGAACUCGGUCUGGAGAAAAAAGCGUCUGCUAAGUUCAGACAGAAGCGGCAGCUGGACUCGUUCUCCUCCAUGCCCGAUGGGAAGCUGCAGUGGGUGAAAUGGGAGGGUUUCCUUCCUCAUGGGAUCGUUUCUAUUUACAACAAGUAUGAAAAACGAACCGACUACAUCUGUAAAGUCAGAUGCCGUGCAGGUUUUUACAACCCCAGCAAAGGCCCUUACUGCCACUACCCUGAUCAGAAAGAGCAUCGCUCCUCCUCUUUUCAAGUCCUGGUGAAUGAAGACAGUUUUGAGACCCUGGAGUGGAAGGAGGGUUUUUAUGGUUCUGUUCCAAAGAAUUCAAUCAGAACCUGCUCCAGUCAAGAGCUCUUUGUAGGGAAGAAUAAGUACGGAUUGGGGAUGGUUUAUCCAAAAGAUAAAUGCUUUUAUCUCCCCUGGAAAGGGAAGCAGUAUUGGUACAAGUGGCACUAUGAGGUUCUGACUCAGUUGAAGGCUGAAAGCAACGUGAUCUCUGACGUCAAAUAUAAACCAGAUCUCACAAAAAUCAUAAAAUUGCCUCCGAUGACCAUAAGAGUUUCCGUCAUCGACAACUAUUCAUGCAGGCCGGUGUCAAAAAAAGUAAAGUUGAGUGAAAAAAUGACAAAUAAGCGGCAGUGGGACACCAGCUCCCUCUUCAGGUCCAGACAGAGAACAACAUUCAGGGCAGGAAUCCCGAUCAUCAUGGAGGGAAAUGUCGGUGUCACCACGGAGCGCUCAUUUCAAAGCUCUACAGGAGAAACGGUGACAGACGAGGAGCUGCACUCCGUCAAAGAAAAGCUCACCGUGCCGCCAAACCACCGCUGCAGAGUUGAAAUGGUUGGUUUCAUGUUCAAGGUGGACAUCCCGUACUCCGCCCGGCUCACCCGCUCCUAUGAGGACGGAGAGACCAGAUCAGCCGCCCUCUCCGGGGUUUACCACGGGGUCCAGACGGGCCAGGUCUGGGGCAAGAGAGACCGGUGUGAGCCGCUGGCCAAGCCCAGGCCUUGCCUCAAAACAGAGUAGCAAAGUGUCCAGCUGCAGCUUUCAUUUAUGCUUUUUGCAUUUUCUUAUUAUAGCCACCUUCCUCGGUUUACUAUUUGCAACCAGACAAUUGAAUUUUAGAAAAUUUUGUUAAUUGAAAGCAAAUCUUAUUGAACCUUAGGAUUAUUAAGAUUAAUCUUAAAGUUGAUCUAAAUCCAGUUAACGUCCUAAAGUUCAUUGUUUCUCAGUCUUUGUGUUUUGCAAGCUCCUUUUUUGGCAUUAAUAAAGCUUAAUAGCAAUGAAAAAAUGAAAA